AUGGCCGUAUCCCAACUCUGGUGCUUCCUUCGGGAAGCCUGGCAUUUGGGCAUCGGAAGAAUGCUACAGCUGAACGAUAGAAAUUUAUUUUCUCAUCUUUUGUUCUGUUGUCCAGACAAUCUGCUCCUUUUGAACAAUCCAGAAGAGGAUGGGACUUACGACCUACUCCCCAUCGAUUUUGAAUAUGCUGGAUAUAACUAUCGCGGUUUUGAUGUUGGUAAUCACUUUAACGAGUGGUGUUUCGAUUAUACCAACCCUGACCCUCCGUAUUUCUUCUAUCAGUACGAAGCCUAUCCCAGUGAAGAAGACCAGAAAGAGUUUUGGAAAGCCUAUUUGAGAGCAUGGAAGAUGGACCGAAGGAAAUCCGCGGAAGCCUCAAAUCUACCUUGCGGUGAUAUCCUCAGUCUCAUCAAUCGGAUUGAGGAUGGAGAUGAGGAACUAUCUGUGACCUUUGAUCACCUAUGGCUCGAGGCAUGGUUGGGAUCGUUAACCUCACACAUUGUUUGGGCUGCCUGGUCCCUAAUUCAAACUCAGCUCUCAAGCAUUCGUUUCCGGUUUGACGAGUAUGCAGCCGCCCGUAUGGAUGCCUAUUUCAGACUCAAAUCAAGCGGACUCGCCAAAUUCUCCUCUCUGAUCUGAGAUGCCUGUUUCCUCGAUUUGUACGUUAAGUAUCUAUAUUAUGUAUCUGGUGCAAAGAACGAUUAUUGAAUGCCAUUCCGCGCCUGUGAUUUUUUAAAAAUGAAUUCUUUCAUCCCCUCUAUCUCAAAUUGUCGUGUGCCUUUAUUUUGUCCCCCUUCCCUCAAUGGCUCAGCAUCCGCUUUUCCAGUGAUCAGCGGUUUUAAGUGAAUGUCAUUUGUGCCUUUUUAAUUCCAAGCGUUUCUCCUGAUGCGUUCUUUCCAUAUUGAGGCCCCUUUAUUUUCUCUAGUUUUUAUCCCUUUGUUGUUCCUUUUGUUGGGCUUUCCAAACCGGUGGCUGUUGUGUAAGGAGCCCUCCCUCCCCCCAACCAGCCAUCUACUAGACACAUUUCUCAAAUGCUGCGUUGAGUGGUCCAUCCAACUGCGUGUUGUUGUUUGAAAUCUUGUUUUAUUUACCACCCGUGUUUCUGUUGAGUUUUUGUUACCGCCAUCCAACACUUGUGUGCCUCUGCCUACCAUGUGCCUUCAUUUUCUGGUCAUUCGGAUGCGUUUUUAUGCGUACACACGCACGUAAGGGCGCGUUCAAUACGAAUAUUCGG
Opisthorchis viverrini is the source of this 1234-nucleotide messenger RNA. RefSeq lists its product as hypothetical. The transcript is spliced from 4 exons. The record is from RefSeq and is a predicted model, not a curated record. Gene Ontology annotation, biological process: phosphatidylcholine biosynthetic process; phosphatidylethanolamine biosynthetic process. Gene Ontology annotation, cellular component: cytoplasm. Bases 1 to 639 code for a protein of 212 amino acids. NCBI's taxonomy places the organism in Eukaryota, Metazoa, Platyhelminthes, Trematoda, Opisthorchiida, Opisthorchiidae. Gene Ontology annotation, molecular function: ethanolamine kinase activity; choline kinase activity.